AAUUCUCCAUGCAAUACUGGAGUAGGUUGCCACUUCCUUCUCCAUUUUCUUCUACAGUAGCCUAGGUGGAGGAUGAAGGAAGACAGGACCAGGGUGGGGGCUGAGAAUGGGACGCAGAGUGAGCAGAACAGAAAGUGGGUGGGGUCAGGAAGAUUUGCUAAUGGACAAGGCAUGGGGGAGAGAGAAAGAGACAGAGGUGAACCCCCAGGGGCAGUGGAGGUUCUCUUCUCUAGUGGAGAGAAACGAGAUCGAGACCAGCACACAAACCAGAAACACGGGCUGGAGGAGACAGGGACAUAGAUUCAGAGCUGCAGCAGCAGGCAGUCACGUGGCAGAUGCAGAAGGACCCCACCGAGAGACGCCAGGGGAGGCUCAUACGGGCUGCCCCUGCUCACCUGCCUCCUCCCGCCAGGUGAUCGACUUUGGCUCGGCCAGCAUAUUCAGCGAGGUGCGUUACGUCAAGGAACCCUACAUCCAGUCCCGCUUCUACCGGGCCCCCGAGAUUCUGCUGGGGCUGCCCUUCUGCGAGAAGGUGGACAUGUGGUCCCUGGGCUGCAUCAUGGCUGAGCUGCACCUGGGCUGGCCCCUCUACCCAGGCAACAACGAGUAUGACCAGGUGCGUUACAUCUGUGAGACGCAGGGCCUGCCCAAGCCCCACCUGCUGCAUGCCGCCCGCAAGGCCCACCACUUCUUCAAGCGCAACCCGCACCCCGACGCCGCCAACCCCUGGCAGUUGAAAUCCUCAGCUGACUACCUGGCUGAGACCAAGGUGCGCCCACUGGAGCGCCGUAAGUACAUGCUUAAGUCGCUGGACCAGAUUGAGACGGUGAACGGUGUCGGGGUGGCCAGUCGGCUGACCUUCCCGGACCGAGAGGUGCUGGCGGAGCACACCGAUCUCAAGAGCAUGGUGGAGCUGAUCAAGCGCAUGCUGACCUGGGAGUCGCAUGAACGGAUCAGCCCCAGCGCCGCCCUGUGCCACCCCUUUGUGUCCAUGCAGCAGCUGCGCAGUGCCCACGAGACCACCCGCUAUUACCAGCUCUCUCUGCGCAGCUGCCGCUUGUCCCUGCAGGUGGAGGGAAAGGCACCCACGUCGGUCUUGGCCGCCGCGGAAGACGGGCCCCCCUACUACCGUCUGGCCGAGGAGGAGGCGGCCAUGGGCCUGGGCAGCACAGGGGGCAGUGGGCCCUUCUUCCGAGAGGAGAAGGCCCCCGGCAUGCAGAGGGCCAUCGAUCAGCUGGACGACCUGAGCCUGCAGGAGGCGGGGCGUGGGCUCUGGGGCGAGACCCGGGCCGACGUGAUCCCCGACGCGCUGGCCCCGCUCAAGGCUGCCGCCGUGGGCCGCCGGCUGCCCGAGUCCAGCCCCGAGCCCAUUCUGGCCUUCUACGGCAGCCGCCUGGUGGGCCGCCACAAGAUCCGCAAACCACCUGCAGGCUCCAAGUCUGACUCCAACUUCAGCAACCUGAUCCGGCUGAGCCAGGCCUCACCUGAGGAUGACACCCCACACAGGGCCAGUGGCUGGGCGGAAGGAGAGCGCCUUGGGGCCUCUGCUGAGCCGCCUGUCAUCCCGCAGCGCGACGGGGAUGGGCCAGACAUCAAAGACAUGACCAUGGAUGCUGAGAGUCCAGGCCCUGAGCUCUUCGACCCCAACAGCUGUCCUGGGGAAUGGCUGAGUGAGCCAGACUGGACCCUGGAGGGCCUCAGGGGGCCGCGGGCUCAGGGGCUCCCCCCACGCCACACCCACCCACAUGGUCCACCCCGGGCCACCAGCUUUCUGCAGCACGUUGGCGGGCACCACUGAUGGGUGACCCCACCCCUGCCCAUCGCUGGGGGCUGCGCUGAUGGGGCUGGCAACCCCCUCCUCAGAGCCAUCCCCUGAACCGACAGAUUAUUCUUAUAGAAAGAUAGUUAUCCAGAAAUUCCCCAUUCCCUCCCCCUCUGCCCACGGUGCAUGUCUGCAUACACACCCCAAACAGAAGGGUUUGUGGCCUCCUGGGCCAGAGGGAUGCAAGAAGGGGGGGCUGCACCCCACUGGCCCUGAGCAUGCCCUUGGCCCUACUGCCUCUGUUUAUUUCAAUAAAGAACUGUUCAGCAGUACCGCC
Odocoileus virginianus texanus is the source of this 2099-nucleotide messenger RNA. NCBI's taxonomy places the organism in Eukaryota, Metazoa, Chordata, Mammalia, Artiodactyla, Cervidae. The record is from RefSeq and is a predicted model, not a curated record.